CCGAGCCAAUCUGGGUGAUAUAGUCGCGAACCUGAAACUAGUCGCGCAGUUUAUACAGCUGGAAGGGCUCGUGUUCCUCAUAUUGUGGUCCGCCAUUGCCUACACCCUAUCGUUGUUCUUUUAAAUUAAAAAAAAUGGAUGAACUAGACAAAGACCAGAUCGCCAUUCUCAGGAAGGCCUUCGAUGUUUUCGAUCAUGAGAAAAAGGGCUGCAUUGGCACAGUGAUGGUUGGGACCAUCCUCCAGAUGUUGGGACACACCAUCACAGAUGACAUCCUCAAAGAAAUCAUCGAUGAAGUGGACGCGGACGGUUCCGGUGAGCUGGAGUUUGAGGAGUUCGUGACCUUAGCAUCUAGAUUCAUGGUUGAGGAAGAUGCAGAGGCCAUGCAAGCUGAACUGAAGGAAGCAUUCCGUUUAUAUGAUAAGGAAGGUAACGGGUACAUCACAACAGCUGUUCUUCGAGAGAUCCUCAGAGAGCUCGACGACAAGAUCAGCCCCGCAGAACUAGACAUGAUGAUUGAGGAAAUUGACUCCGACGGCUCUGGAACAGUUGACUUCGAUGAAUUUAUGGAGGUCAUGACUGGAGGAGACGAUUGAAAAAAUCUACAUUACUCAAAAAAUCUAGAUUCUAUGAUUAUAAUAAGUUCUCCGUGUAUACUUAGGCAAUUUUGGUUUUAUUAUUACUAUACUUAUGUAAAAAGUUUUUUUUAAUGAAUCCAAUAUAAUUAUCUCGUUAGAAGUCUAGUAACAGUAUCAGGCCUACUUUGAAUCAAAAAGGCAUAAGUAUAUACGUAGAAGGUUAAAAAAUCCUAAAUAAAUUAAUUACUAAAUAGAGUCACAUA
Molecule: messenger RNA, 841 nt
Organism: Maniola jurtina (meadow brown)
Lineage: Eukaryota; Metazoa; Arthropoda; Insecta; Lepidoptera; Nymphalidae
Product: troponin C, isoallergen Bla g 6.0101-like
Exons: 6
Coding region: 135-596 (153 amino acids)
Molecular function (GO): calcium ion binding; enzyme regulator activity
Source: RefSeq, a predicted model, not a curated record